Amoebophrya sp. A120 is the source of this 1182-nucleotide messenger RNA. The record is from the annotation of a GenBank genome assembly. NCBI's taxonomy places the organism in Eukaryota, Dinophyceae, Syndiniales, Amoebophryaceae.
ACUGCGGCAACUGCCGGCGUUUUUUCUGAACAUGCUGCGGUUGUUGAUGGUCAGCAAGCACCGAUAAUACCUAUCAACUGCAAAAAUGUCUGGGUCUGGAAGAGUGCCAGACUUGUCAUGCAGGUUUUCCAAGACCCAUUAGGUCUGGUAUGUAGGAAAUAGCACGACAGAUUCUGUGAGAGUUCUAUCAUGCCUAUCCUGCAUGAGAAACUGCUUCUCGAUUAGGUCAAAAGUGGACAGCUUUUGGCAAUCAUGCAACACAGAUUUUUACAUAAUUUUAAUUCAGGUUUAGCAUGACAAGUUGCUUCGUUCCAGACCCAGACAUUUUUGCACUUGAUGAUACCGACGCUCGAACAAAUCCAAGAGGAAGAUAGACAAGUAGGACAGCAUAUCCUGUCGUGCAAAAGUAUCGUACUCGUAUUGCAGUCAUGCAUUACAAAUCCUUUUGUUAAGGUAAAUCCGCAUUACAUUCUCAUGCUGAGGAAAUUUGUAAUGCAUUUAUACGAGUACGAUACUUCUGCAGUUCAUACAGCACUUAGGCUUGGCGCCAGGGGAUGCGAACAGAUAUCCUUUCGACAAAGCCACUGAGAUAAAUUUCGACGGAAGUAGAGCCGCAGCUGCAGCUCCAACAAUUGUCCAGGCUUCAGUAUCAUCAUCAUCAGGCCCACCCAAAAUCCUAAGUUCCAACCAGUCCCCCUGCGCGCCCUUCCAGGCCAACCCGCAGCUGGUGGAUAUCGGCACGGACUGCUAUGCGGAACUCUGGCAACAGGCCGGCUGCACCCAGCCCCCACCGGAAUACACGAGUUGGCACGCGGCGCAGUCGUUAUCGGGGUUGCAGUACCAAGUGCAAAAAUGUCUGGGUCUGGAAGAAUGCAUGUUUGUCAUGCUUGUGUUGCAUGACUCUUAAAUCUGUCAUGCACGUUACCCAAGGCCAAGAGCUCCAUUUUUCUGUGAUGCAGAAACGCAGUUUGACGUCAUGCAGAAUAGGCAACACCUAGCAGCUCAGAAACUUGUCAUGCUGAGCCAGCACUUGUGGCCUCGUCAUGAGACGCCACCCAGCGUCACAAGUUUCCAGACCCAGACAUAUUUGCAGUUGAUAUGCAGGAAGACGCGCGACAGUGGGCAAGUCUAGUCACGGAGAAGCAUCGGCUAGGGUGCUAUGGGAGAGUGGAAGUGAGUACG